AUGAUUAAUAUAAAAAUUGUAUUUUUAUAUUCGAUAUUUUAUAUACUAUAUAUAUUUCCUUAUAUAGUUACUACAGCCAAUUUUAGUUCAAAUGAAGUGUAUAUAAAAAAAAGAAACAUAAAAAGAUCAAUAGAAGAAAUAAAUAAUUUUAAAUAUGAUAAUGAAAUAAUAGAUAAUUUAUCAAUAAAUAAUAGAAAAAAAAGAAGUAUAAGAAUAAGAUUGGGAAAAUAUAGAUGGACUACAUUAAUAGAUUAUUAUGUUUAUUUUCCUUUAAAUGUAUUUUCGAUAAGAAGAGCUUUAAAGAUUUUAGAAACUGCAACAUGUUUAAGAUUUAAAGAAGAACAUAGCAUAAAAAAUUGUAGGUCAGGUUUACGAUUUUCUGCUUCAAGUUUUUAUGAUAGUCACUUAGGAAGACAAACUGCAAACAGCUAUCAAAAUAUAGAAAUUGUAAAAGAGUAUUUUAAUGAAGGAAUGAUUUUACGAAUGGUAUUACGUGCAUUAGGAGUAAUUUAUGAACAUACUCGAGUUGAUAGAAAUUAUUAUGUAAAAGUUGUUGAAGAAAAUAUUAAGCCAUUUGCUAAAAAAUAUUUUGAAAUAUACAAAAAACAUGUAUUUACUCAUUGUAUUAUUCCUUAUGAAUAUGGAUCUUUAAUGCAUUUUGGAAUGUAUAAUUUUAGUAGAAAUGGUGGUAAAACAUUAAUUCCAAGAGAUCGUUUAUAUGAAAAUACUAUAGGACAAACUGAUAUGUUGACUUUUAACGAUGUAAGAACAUUAAACUGGUAUUAUUGUUCUGAUGUGUGUAAAAUUAAAAUCAGAUGUAAAAAUCAUGGAUAUCAAAAUCCUAAUGAUUGUAGUAGAUGUAUAUGUAUUGAAGGAUUUGUAGGUGAUCAUUGUGAAAAAUUUGCAAGAACACGACCAUAUUGUAAAACAAGUGAAAUUUUCGUAACAAAUGAACUUGUAUUUUUUAAUAUAAGUGGAGUGAAAAAUUGUGUAUAUCAUGUAAUGACAAAUAGCUUUAGUAAAAUUAAAAUUAUUCUUUUAAAAGUUAGAAUAGAUUUUUUAUAUCCAACAACGUGUUCAAUUGGUAAUACACUUGAAAUAAAAUUUUUGAGAGACAAAACUUUAGCAGGUGCAAGGUUUUGUCACCAGAAGUUUUCUAAAUUUAUUAAAUCACAAAAUAAUUAUGUUAUUAUACAAUAUAACAGUUAUAAUCCUAAAAGUUAUGUUCACAUGUAUUUUAAAAGAUCACAUUAA
Strongyloides ratti is the source of this 1254-nucleotide messenger RNA. RefSeq names its product Astacin-like metalloendopeptidase. Lineage: Eukaryota; Metazoa; Nematoda; Chromadorea; Rhabditida; Strongyloididae. Gene Ontology annotation, biological process: proteolysis. The coding region runs from base 1 to 1254 and encodes 417 amino acids. The record is from RefSeq and is a predicted model, not a curated record. Gene Ontology annotation, molecular function: metalloendopeptidase activity; zinc ion binding. The transcript is spliced from 2 exons.